Molecule: messenger RNA, 2031 nt
Organism: Effrenium voratum
Lineage: Eukaryota; Dinophyceae; Suessiales; Symbiodiniaceae
Source: the annotation of a GenBank genome assembly
AUGGUCUGCAAGUCCUGCCCGUGCAGAUCCUCCAACACGGCAACGGAGCCGUUUUACAACCGCAUCACUGCAGUGCAGGUGAGGUUGCGUACCAGCAAAGGCUUCCAGCGGGUGGUCGUGGCCGUGACCCUUUUCGCAGUUUUCGCCGACAUUUUGGGCACGGCUGUAAUUCUGCCGGGACUGGCAUCGGUGUGCACCUUUGCGGAGGGUGGUCCAGGUGAUUUGCUUGAGAAGCAGAGAGAGAACCUGCCGGAAGAAGUCUACCAAGAGCAGAUUCAGCAGUUGAUCUCGCCCCAUGCCUUCAAAGGAGAACGUGGGGCAUGGUCCGGCUCGCCACCGGUGAAGUAUGCACUUUCCAUGAACCUGGUGAUGUCCGUGGGUUAUUUUGGAUCUGCCUUGGGCUCAAUGUUUCUGGGUCUGCUCUGUGACAAGAUCGGUUGCAAGUUUCCCAUGCAACUUUGCUUGUUCAUGGGCAUCAUUGGAUAUGUGAUCAUCUAUGCAUCAGCCAUCUGGGUGAAAUCAUACUAUUUGUUUUUGCUGGGCAAUGCGUGGAACAACUUCUUCGGCAAUUGCAUGCAGAUUGCGACGACUUAUGUCGGCCAGCUUUUUGAGGGUGAGGAGAGAGACAGCUAUAACAGUUUGGUGAUCGGUAUGGGACUCAUUGGCGGCACCAUUGGUGCCUUCAUUGUGAUGCCAUUCUCGAACAACCCCAGCAACGGCGCCAACUACUUUGACUCUAUUUGGUUGGCGAUCGGUGUCACAGCUGCGGCCCUCAUCGCAGUUACAGUGGUUCUGGUUCCACCUCAAGAGCAGGAGCCGGACAGAGAAGCUGACCCUGCGACCUUGGAAACACCCCCCAGGGCUGCCCGAUUGCUGAAGAUUACCGUCCUUGCCUCUGCCUUGGACUCCGGGGGUGAUGAAGGUACGCGCAUUGCCCGCGGAACGGUGCUCACUGCCGUCUUCCCUGAAUGGCAGACUGCUGAGCGACAGAACUACCUGCUUCUGGGCUUGCUGGUCAUGGUGAUUCUGUCCUUGGUGAUCCUGGAGCUGCUUCGCAAACGGAUCAACCUCGCGGCCAUCUGCGUGAUCGGCUGCUUCUUCACGCUGGCCACGCAGUUGGUGUUGAUUGCCGAGCUGGAAGUGGCUCCAUUCCUCGCAACAUGGUAUUCGGGGAAGCUCUUUGGAUUUCUCUCGACCAUCGCUUCGGGUCUGAUCAUCGUAGAGCUUGCGCCCAAGUCCCAGCUCGGCCGCUGGAAUGGCAUCAAUGAGGCAUUCAGCAACCUUUCAAUGGCUGUCUCGCCGCUGGUCUUCUCAUUGAUCUACGACGCGGUGGGCAACGUUAGAGGUCAGGAGAUGCUCGUAUGCACUUCCGCUGUGUCCUUGCUGGCCACUAUGGCCUAUAUGCCUCUGGUUUCACGGAUGCCAAAGCCGUCUGAAGAGCCACUGGAGCUUAAGGACCUCAGCUACUACGAGGAGCUUUCAGAUGAGGAUUUUGCGGAGCUGCCCACACGUAUCGUCGACGAGGUACGCUUCAAGAAGAUGAUCGAGGCUGGCAAGACGCCACGAUUGGUUUCUUGGGGAAGCUAUGAGCAACAGCGUGCCAAGUUGUACGAGAUGCAGAGGCGUGCAAUGAAAGACUUCAAAGAUUUUGCUGAAUAUUUGGUGCGGAUUCUCUCCAACCGCGAGCUGCUUGUGCAGGAACAGAAGAAAGAGAUGGCCAUAUUGGCCACACAGGGUGGGGUUGAUCGAGAGCAGGCGAAAAAGGAGAUGGGCGCGUGGAUGGCCGACUACUUUGAUGAUGCAGGCUACAUUGAUUGGGAGACGCAGGCAACAUUCUACAAGGCCAUGAUCAUGACAGCCUUUCCACCAAUAGACUCACUGGAUUCAGUGCGUCCAGAGUACCAUACGAUGUCCGUUGAGAAGUUCGAGAAAAAUAUGACUCGUGUACUUGAGGUCAUGGAUUCGCACCUCGCCUCUCAUCGGCGUAUUCACCUGAACGGAGGCGUUUUCUCCCUAAUUCGAGGUCGCUGA